CCCAAAACACCACUCCGCAUAUUUUAAGUGAAACCUCCGCCACUCUCUCUAUCCCUCAACCCAGUAGCUCAGACUACCACCGCCGCCGUCGCGAAAUGGCCAAGCGUCUCCUACCAACUCUCAACCGUGUUCUGAUCGAGAAAAUCGUCCCACCCUCCAAAACCACAGCCGGCAUUCUCUUGCCGGAGUCAUCUGCCAAGCUGAACUCCGGGAAGGUGGUUGCUGUCGGGCCAGGAACGAAGGAUAAGGCUGGAAAUGCGAUCCCAGUGGCUGUGAAGGAAGGUGACACUGUUCUAUUGGCGGAGUACGGUGGCACCCAAGUGAAGCUUGGUGACAAAGAGUUCCAUUUGUACCGGGAUGAGGACAUUUUGGGCACUCUCCAUGACUGAGUUAUAUGGUAUCAUGUUUUGGAGGAUUGGAUGUAACUGAUAAGUAGUAAAUUGGAAUUUCUGAUGGAAAUUUUAGUUUGCUUUAAACGAGAUUUGGAUGAGCUAUUCGCAGACUAUUUUGUAUGAUCUCGUUGUGAGAUGUCGAACUUGUUAUUGGCUCCAAAUUUACUGCAUUCGCCUUGACUCAGUUUUGUUCA
This is a messenger RNA of Argentina anserina (silverweed cinquefoil), 586 nucleotides long. RefSeq names its product 10 kDa chaperonin, mitochondrial-like. The transcript has 3 exons. Gene Ontology annotation, cellular component: mitochondrial matrix. NCBI's taxonomy places the organism in Eukaryota, Viridiplantae, Streptophyta, Magnoliopsida, Rosales, Rosaceae. Gene Ontology annotation, molecular function: protein folding chaperone; ATP binding; protein-folding chaperone binding. The record is from RefSeq and is a predicted model, not a curated record. The coding region runs from base 96 to 389 and encodes 97 amino acids.